Messenger RNA from Oncorhynchus nerka (sockeye salmon), 9725 nucleotides. It is a transcript of the gene fktn, whose product is annotated as fukutin. The transcript has 9 exons. The coding region runs from base 3887 to 5260 and encodes 457 amino acids. Lineage: Eukaryota; Metazoa; Chordata; Actinopteri; Salmoniformes; Salmonidae. Gene Ontology annotation, cellular component: Golgi membrane. The record is from RefSeq and is a predicted model, not a curated record.
UGAGUCAGUCACCUUGCUGUUUUCCUUCACACUGUCAUAGAAUGUCAUAAAACAGACAUAAGAGGUUAGUUAUAAAUAUAUUUGGUCAUACUCUCUCAGAAUACAGCGUGUACUCCAGCCCAGCAGGAGGCGAUGUGACUAGAUGUUUCCUGAUGCUGAACAACAUCACUUUCUCGGAAGAAGUCAGUAGUUUGUUUAGGUUUUAUUUUUUCGGACGUUGAAGCUACACAGAGACUAAACUGGCUUUGGUAAGUUAACGUGUAAUUCAGUAAUGUUACAUCUUGGACCGUCAUUAUCCAGUUAGCUGGCUUUUUCAACCUCGGUUUAUCAGGAUAUAACCUUGUUUGCUGGGCCCACCGCACCGGUAGCAUCGUACCGUUAUUGAUGUCCGACUACUGUAAUAUCUUCCCUCCGUUACACUAAAUGUAGCUACUUCAAAGUGACAUGUGUGUCAACAUGAAAAGCAGUGCUAUAUUUUUUUCUGAAGAGUAAUGUUAGAUAUUUAUUUUAUUUCACCUUUAUUUAACCAGGUAAGCUAGUUGAGAACAAGUACUCAUUUGCAACUGAUAAAGCAUAGCAGUUCGACACGAACAACACAGAGUUACACAUGGAAUAAACAAACAUACAGUAGAAAAAAAGUAUAUAUACAGUGAGUACAAAUAAGUGAGGUAAGGCAAUAAAUAGGCCAUAGUGGCGAAGUAAUUACAAUAUGGCAAUUAAACACUGGAAUGGUAGAUGUGCAAGAAAAGAUACUGUGGUGCAAAAGGAGCAAAAUAAAUAAAUACAGUAUGGGAAUGAGGUAGAUAGAUGGGCUGUAUAUGUAACAAACUAUAUAUAGACUUUAACUCCGUCCCCUCGCCCCGACCUUGGCGCGAACCAGGGACGCUCUGCACACGUCAACAGUCACCCUCGAAGCAUCGUUGCCCAUCGCUCCACAAAACCCGCGGACCUUGCAGAGCAAAGCGAACAACUACUUCAAGGUCUCGGAGCGAGUGACGUCACCGAUUGAAACGCCACUAGCGCGCACUACCGCUAACUAGCUAGCCAUUUCACAUCGGCUACAUAUACAGAUGGGCUAUGAACAGGUGCAGUGAGCUGCUGCUUUGACAGUUGGUUCUUAAAGCUAGUGAGGGAGAUGGAAAUCUCGAGCUUCAGUGAUUUUUGCAGUUCGUUCCAGUCAGUGGCAGCAGAGAACUGGAAGGAAAGGCGACCAGAAGAGGAAUUGGCUUUGGGGGUGACCAGUGAGAUAUACCUGCUGGAGCGUGUGCUACGAGUGGAUGCUGCUAUGGUGACCAGCGAGCUGAGAUAGGGCGGGGCUUUACCUUGCAGAGUCUUGUAGAUAACCUGUAGCCAGUGGGUUUGGCGACGAGUAUGAAGCAAGGGCCAGCCAACGAGAGCAUGCAGGUCGCAGUGGUGGGUAGUAUAUGGGGCUUUGGUGACAAAACGGAUUGCACUGUGAUAGACUACAUCCAGUUUGCUGAGUAGAGUGUUGGAGGCUAUUUUAUAGAUGACAUCGCCAAUGUCAAGGAUCGGUAGGAUGGUCAGUUUUACGAGGGUAUAUUUGGCAGCAUGAGUGAAGGAAGCUUUAUUGCAAGUGUUAGUUUUAUUUGCGUUUAAGAGCAGUUGGAGGCCACGGAAGGAGAGUUGUUUGGCAUUGAAGCUCGUCUGGAGGUUAGUUAACACAGUGUCCAAAGAAGGGCCAGAAGUAUACAGAAUGGUGUCGUCAGCAUAGAGGUGGAUCAGAGAAUCACCAGCAGCAAGAGCGACUUCAUGGAUGUAUACAGAAAAGAGAGUCGGCCCGAAAAUUGAACCCUGUGGCACACCCAUAGAGACUGUCAGAGGUCCGGACAACAGGCCCUCCGAUUUGACACACUGAGCUCUAUCAGAGAAGUAAUUGGUGAACCAGGCGAGGAAAUCAUUUGAGAAACCAAGGCUGUUGAGUCUGCCGAUGAGGAUGUGGUGAUUGACAAAGUCGAAAGCCUUGGCCAGGUCGAUGAAUACGGCUGCACAGUAAUGUCUCUUAUCGAUGGCGGUUAUGAUAUCGUUAAGGACCUUGAACGUGGCUGAGGUGCACCCAUGACCAGCUCUGAAACCAGAUUGCAUAGCGGAGAAGGUACGAUGUGAUUCAAAAUGGUCAGUAAUCUGUUUGUUAACUUGGCUUUCAAAGUCCUUAGAGAUGCAGGGUAGGAUAGAUAUAGGUCUGUAGCGGUUUGGGUCAAGAGUGUCUCUCCCUUUGAAGAGGGGGAUGACCGCGGCAGCUUUCCAAUCUUUGGGAAUCUCAGACGAUACGAAAGAGAUGUUGAACAGGCUAGUAAUAGGGGUUGUAACAAUUUCGGCAGAUAAUUUUAGAAAGAGAGGGUCCAGGUUGUCUAGCCCGGCUGAUUUGUAUGGAUCCAGAUUAUGCAGCUCUUUCAGAACAUCUGCUAUUUGGAUUUGGGUGAGGGAGAAAUGGUGGGGGCUUUGGUGGGUGCAAGGCUGUUGACCAGGGUAGGGUUGGCCAGGUGGAAAGCAUGGCCAGCCGUAGAGAAAUGCUUAUUGAAAUUCUCAAUUAUUGUGGAUUUAUCGGUGGUGACAGUGUUUCCUAGCCUCAGUGCAGUGGGCAGCUGGGAGGAGGUGCUCUUAUUCUCCAUGGACUUUAGUGUCCCAGAACUUUUUGGAGUUUGUGCUGCAGGAUGCAAAUUUCUGUUUUAAAAAGCUAGCCUUUGCUUUCCUAACUGCCUGUGUAUAUUGGUUCCCAACUUCUCUCUCAGUAUCCCUGCCAUCUGAGGAACAUGGUUAGAGGGCCACCUCAACACUACUACCGUUCUACCACAGUAGAGGGCCACCUCAACACUACUACCGUUCUACCACAGUAGAGGGCCACCUCAACACUACUACUGCUCUACCACAGUAGAGGGCCACCUCAACACUACUACCGUUCUACCACAGUAGAGGGCCACCUCAAUACUACUACCAUUCUACCACAGUAGAGGGCCACCUCAACACUACUACCGUUCUACCACAGUAGAGGGCCACCUCAACACUACUACUGCUCUACCACAGUAGAGGGCCACCUCAACACUACUACCGUUCUACCACAGUAGAGGGCCACCUCAACACUACUACCGUUCUACCACAGUAGAGGGCCACCUCAACACUACUACCGUUCUACCACAGUAGAGGUCCACCUCAACACUACUACCGCUCUACCACAGUAGAGGGCCACCUCAACACUACUACCGUUCUACCACAGUAGAGGGCCACCUCAACACUACUACCGUUCUACCACAGUAGAGGGCCACCUCAACACUACUACCGCUCUACCACAGUAGAGGGCCACCUCAACACUACUACCGCUCUACCACAGUAGAGGGCCACCUCAACACUACUACCGCUCUACCACAGUAGAGGGCCACCUCAACACUACUACCGUUCUACCACAGUAGAGGGCCACCUCAACACUACUACCGUUCUACCAUAGUAGAGGGCCACCUCAACACUACUACCGUUCUACCAUAGUAGAGGGCCACCUCAACACUACUACUGCUCUACCACAGUAGAGGGCCACCUCAACACUACUACCAUUCUACCACAGUAGAGGGCCACCUCAACACUACUACCAUUCUACCACAGUAGAGGGCCACCUCAACACUACUACUGCUCUACCACAGUAGAGGGCCACCUCAACACUACUACUGCUCUACCACAGUAGAGGGCCACCUCAACACUACUACCAUUCUACCACAGUAGAGGGCCACCUCAACACUACUACCGUUCUACCACAGUAGAGGGCCACCUCAACACUACUACUGCUCUACCACAGUAGAGGGCCACCUCAACACUACUACCACUCUCCCACAGAUGACAUCUUUGGCUCUGCUGUGCCAGAGCAACUAAGGAAGGACUGAUGCUUCGCUUUAACAAAACAGCGGUUCUGGCCCUCCUCAUCGCUACCAGCUCUGUUUUCCUCCUAUUCCAGCUCUAUCACUACAGACAGCAUGUCUCUCAGAAUGGACCGCAUAUGUUUGGAAGGACAGUUCAUCUGUCAGGGAAGGAUACUCAGUGGCAGGUGGUGAAGAAGUUCAUGGGUCUGGUCCAUAAGUACAACAUGCCAGUGUUCCUGGUGGACACAGCCUCCCUAGGCCUCCUGUCUCAGGACUCUAUGCUGCUGAGAGACAGCCUGGUUAAAGAACCCCACUGUACUUUCCUCUGCACUAACAGAGACGUCCUCACCUUCGCUCUGCUCAACAACCUUUGGAAAUACGACGCUGGUUUGGUGGCAGCAGCUGAAGAGAAGGGCUUUGAACUGUUGGAGGUGCGAGGGAAAGACCCUCGAUUGGUCAGCAUGGACGACCUAUCAGGAAACGAGAUACCCCUCCACUUCCUGUUCCGUCUCCAAGGUUACGUGGUCCAUGUGGUGGUCCUGUACGAGCGCAGCGGGAACUACCUGUGGCACGGCGUCCUGCGACUCAAACCAAACAUGGACAGGAAGUUCGCCCCCUUCAGAAGGCUGGACUAUGGCCGCAACGCUGGAGCCUAUGACAGGCCAGAGCUGGUACUGACCACGGUGGACGGGCUGGAUGUCCGGAUCCCCAGGAACAUCUCUGGAUUCCUGACUGAAUAUUCCCAGGCUCGUUUUCUGGAGUGUAGAUACAGGGAUGCACGCUCCUUCUUCCAGCUGUACCCUGAUGACACGUCUCCUGAGGCAAUGAACUUCAGGAUGAAGGCUAAGGCUCUGCUCCACCUAGCUGCCAGGAUCCUCACUGAGCUCCGAGUCCCCUUCUGGCUAAGUAGUGGUACCUGCCUGGGUUGGUUUCGACAGUGUGGCAUCAUUCCCUACAGUAAAGAUGUGGACCUGGGCAUCUGGAUUAAAGACUACAGACAUGAUAUCUCUCAAGCUUUUCAAAAGGCUGGCCUUCCGUUGAAACACAAGUUCGGAAAGGUGGAGGAUAGCCUGGAACUGUCCUUCCAGGGCCUGGAUGUUAAACUGGACAUUUUCUUCUUCUAUGAGGAAACUGACGUUGUGUGGAACGGAGGAACCCAAGCUAAGAGUGGGAAGAAAUUCAAGUAUGUGUUCCCCAAGUUUACUCUCUGCUGGACUGAGCUGAUGGACCUGAAGGUGCGCGUCCCCUGCGAGACGGUAGACUAUGUAUCAGCUAACUAUGGGCCUACCUGGAACACACCUGUAAAGACCUGGGACUGGAAGAGCUCUCCGCCCAACGUGCAGGACAACGGGGUGUGGCCUGUCAGGGAGUGGGAUGAGGUCAUCCAGGUGUACUGACAUACUGCUACACUACAUAUGAGUAGACGACAUUGGACUUAAACCACAUGGAAGAAAAUGGACUGAAACAGGGAGGGACUGUCGAUCUGGACCGUCGAUCUGGACCGUCGAUCUGGACCGUCGAUCUGGACUGGUCGAUCUGGACUGGUCGAUCUGGACCGUCGAUCUGGACUGUCGAUCUGGACCGUCGAUCUGGACCGUCGAUCUGGACCGUCGAUCUGGACUGGUCGAUCUGGACUGGUCGAUCUGGACCGUCGAUCUGGACCGGUCGAUCUGGACCGGUCGAUCUGGACCGUCGAUCUGGACCGUCGAUCUGGACCGUCGAUCUGGACUGGUCGAUCUGGACCGUCGAUCUGGACCGUCGAUCUGGACUCGUCGAUCUGGACUGGUCGAUCUGGACUCGUCGAUCUGGACUGGUCGAUCUGGACCGUCGAUCUGGACUGGUCGAUCUGGACUGGUCGAUCUGGACUGGUCGAUCUGGACCGUCGAUCUGGACCGUCGAUCUGGACCGUCGAUCUGGACUGUAUCUGGACCGUCGAUCCUGUUUUUGUACAUUUUUCUACGGCGUGCACUAUGCGACCCUGAGUACACUCUUCCGAAGUACACGACACCUGAAAACCCCACACCAAAGUAGCAACUCUAAAGACUACUACUAAGGGUGUGAGUCUGAGCUGCUGGCUUACCAUUGGCUGGUGGCUUACCAUUGGCUGGUGGCUUACCAUUGGCUGGUGGCUUACCAUUGGCUGGUUGGUUGUGAACUGCAGACCACCAAUACUGGACUCUCUUCCUCCUUUGGACUGAAGCAACUGUCUAUUGAUCUGUAAUGUGUGUUCCUUGUUUGAAAUACUGUAUUACGUUGACAAAAAGAUGUCAUAGACAUUUGAAUAGCUACUGACAUUACUUACUACUGACAUGUUGGGUAGGCCCAGGGUAAGGCCAUAUUACGGCCAUGCUUACUUGAUAUGGGGUUAUUAUGGCCUUGGUUACUUGAUAUGGGGUUAUUACGGCCUUGGUUACUUGAUAUCGGAUUAUUACGGCCUUGGUUGCUUGAUAUCGUGUUAUUAUGGCCUUGGUUACUUGAUAUCGGGUUAUUACGGCCUUGGUUACUUGAUAUGGGGUUAUUAUGGCCUUGGUUACUUGAUAUGGGGUUAUUAUGGCCUUGGUUGCUUGAUAUCGGGUUAUUACGGCCUUGGUUACUUGAUAUGGGGUUAUUAUGGCCUUGGUUGCUUGAUAUGGGGUUAUUACGGCCUUGGUUGCUUGAUAUCGGGUUAUUAUGGCCUUGGUUGCUUGAUAUCGGGUUAUUACGGCCUUGGUUGCUUGAUAUCGGGUUAUUAUGGCCUUGGUUGCUUGAUAUCGGGUUAUUAUGGCCUUGGUUGCUUGAUAUCGGGUUAUUACGGCCUUGGUUACUUGAUAUUGGGUUAUUACGGCCUUGUUUGCUUGAUAUUGGGUUAUUACGGCCUUGGUUGCUUGAUAUCGGGUUAUUACGGCCUUGGUUGCUUGAUAUCGGGUUAUUAUGGCCUUGGUUACUUGAUAUCGGGUUAUUACGGCCUUGGUUACUUGAUAUCGGGUUAUUACGGCCUUGGUUACUUGAUAUCGGGUUAUUAUGGCCUUUGUUACUUGGUGGCAGGGUAGCCUAGUGGUUAGAGCGUUGGACUAGUAACCGGAAGAUUGCAAGUUCAAACCCCCGAGCUGACAAGGUACAAAUCUGUCACUCUGCCCCUGAACAGGCAGUUAACCCACUGUUCCUAGGCCGUCAUUGAAAAUAAGAAUUUGUUCUUAACUGACUUGCCUAGUUAAAUAAAGGUAAAAAAAAUAUUGGGUUAUUACGGCCUUGGUUACUUGAUAUCGGGUUAUUAUGGCCUUGGUGCUAGGUGGUGGUGAUGACCACAGACUGAACUUGAUUAUUGUGUGUGUCCCAAAUUGUACCAUAUUUCCUACGUAGUGCACUAAAUUGGGAGUGGACAUUAUGUUCAUAUUUUAUAUAUUUUAUGCCUCUUGUGUUUCAGGAAUCAUUGAUUUGCCGACAAAUCGUAUCUUACUUUCCUUUGUAUUGAGUUUUGUCAUCGUUGUUGAAGGGAACUAUGAUCACGCUAGCCUGAGUUCUAGCCUGAGUUCUAGCCUGAGCUCUAGCCUGAGUGCCAGUCUGUCUGUGCUGUCAUGCCAACUCCUUGUCACUCAUUUAACUUGACAAUGACAGCAUUGGAGUUAUCAAGAGAACAAACUGAUCUGGGACCAGGCUAUGCUCACCAGCUGACAACUCCAAUUUUUUUUUAAAUGAUUAAAAGCUUUGACAUGAUGAGACCGGUCAGAAAACAACCCAGACCAGAACGAGACAGCCUAUAGGGAGGAGGUCAGAGACCUGGCCGGGAGGUGCCAGGACAACAACCUCUCCCUCAACGACGAGACGGCCUAUAGGGAGGAGGUCAGAGACCUGGCCGGGAGGUGCCAGGACAACAACCUCUCCCUCAACGACGAGACGGCCUAUAGGGAGGAGGUCAGAGACCUGGCCGGGAGGUGCCAGGACAACAACCUCUCCCUCAACGACGAGACGGCCUAUAGGGAGGAGGUCAGAGACCUGGCCGGGAGGUGCCAGGACAACAACCUCUCCCUCAACGACGAGACAGCCUAUAGGGAGGAGGUCAGAGACCUGGCCGGGAGGUGCCAGGACAACACCUCUCCCUCAAUGAUGAGACAGCCUAUAGGGAGGAGGUCAGAGACCUGGCCGGGAGGUGCCAGGACAACAACCUCUCCCUCAACGACGAGACAGCCUAUAGGGAGGAGGUCAGAGACCUGGCCGGGAGGUGCCAGGACAACAACCUCUCCCUCAACGUGAUCAAGACAAAGGAGAUGAUUGUGGACUACAGGAAAAAAAAGGACCAAGCACGCCCCCAUUCUCAUCGCCGGGGCUGCAGUGGAGCAGGUUGAGAGCUUCAAGUUCCUUGGUAUCCACAUCACCAACAAACUAACAUAGUCCAAGCACACCAAGACAAGAGAAGAGGGCACAACAAAACCUAUUCCCCCUCAGGAGACAAAAGAUUUGGCAUGGGUCCUCAGAUCCUCAAAAAGGUUUUACAGCUGCACCAUCGAGAGCAUCCUGACUAGUUGCAUCAAUGCCUGUUAUGGCAACUGCUCGGCCUCCGACCGUAAGCCACUACAGAGGGUAGUGUGUACGGCCCGGUACAUCACUGGGGACAAGCUUCCUGCCAUCCAGGACCUCUAUAUCAGGCUGCGUCAGAGGAAGGCCCUAAAAAUGGUCAGAAUCCAGCCACUCUAGUCUUAGACUUUUCUCUCUGCUACCGCAUGGCAAGCGGUACCAGAGUGCCAAGUCUAGGUCCAAGAGGCUCCUAAACAGCUUCUACCCCCAAGCCAUAAGACUCCUGAACAGCGAAUCAGAUGGCUACCCAGACUAUUUGCAUUGACCCCCUCUUUUACACCACUGCUACUCUCUGUUGUUGUCAUCUAUGCAUUGUCACUUUAAUAACUCUAUGUACAUAUUACCUCAACUAACCGGUGCCCCCGCACAUUGACUCUGUACCGGUACCCCCUGUAUAUAGCCUCCACAUUGACUCUGUACCGGUACCCCCUGUAUAUAGCCUCCACAUUGACUCUGUACCGGUACCCCCUGUAUAUAGCCUCCACAUUGACUCUGUACCGUAACACCCUGUAUAUAGCCUCCACAUUGACUCUGUACCGAUACCCCCCUGUAUAUAGUCUCCACAUUGACUCUGUACCGUAAUACCCUGUAUAUAGCCUCCACAUUGACUGUACCGUAACACCCUAUCUAUAGCCUCCACAUUGACUCUGUACUGGUACCCCCUGUAUAUAGCCUCCACAUUGACUCUGUACCGGUACCCCCUGUAUAUAGCCUCCACAUUGACUCUGUACCGGUACCCCCUGUAUAUAGCCUCCACAUUGACUCUGUACCGGUACCCCCUGUAUAUAGCCUCCACAUUGACUCUGUACCGGUACCCCCUGUAUAUAGCCUCCACAUUGACUCUGUACCAGUACUCCCUGUAUAUAACCUCCACAUUGACUCUGUACCGGUACCCCCUGUAUAUAGCCUCCACAUUGACUCUGUACCGGUACCCCCUGUAUAUAGCCUCCACAUUGACUCUGUACCGUAAUACCCUGUAUAUAGCCUCCACAUUGACUCUGUACCGGUACCCCCUGUAUAUAGCCUCCACAUUGACUCUGUACCGUAACACCCUGUAUAUAGCCUCCACAUUGACUCUGUACCGUAACACCCUGUAUAUAGCCUCCACAUUGACUCUGUACCGUAACACCCUGUAUAUAGCCUCCACAUUGACUCUGUACCGUAAUACCCUGUAUAUAGCCUCCACAUUGACUCUGUACCGGUGCCCCCUGUAUAUAGCCUCCACAUUGACUCUGUACCGGUACCCCCUGUAUAUAGCCUCCACAUUGACUCUGUACCGGUACCCCCUGUAUAUAACCUCCACAUUGACUC